GAAGAAGAAGAAAAGGAAGUGCAGAAGUGGAAAGUAGGAAGUAGGCAGUCUGCAAAGUGGACUGUGAAGCCCCUCGUUUCUGCUGUCCUUAAAGUCUGAUUUUUUCUUUUAUCCGCCUUUCCUAUCGCGUCCAGAAUGUCUAAAAAUACAGUGUCCGACCGCUUCAGGAAAGUAGACGUAGACGAAUACGACGAGAACAAAUUUGUGGACGAGGAAGACGGAGGAGAGAACCAGGCUGGUCCGGAUGAAGCAGAAGUAGACGGUCUACUCAGACAGGGGAACAUGAACGGAGCUCUCCUAGCUGUGCUAAAGAACCCUCCAAUCAACACCAAGAACCAGAACACCAAGGACCGAGCGGAGCAGCUGGUGGUCAAAGUGCUGAGCAGCUUCAAGAGCAGUGACAUAGAGAAGGCUGUGGGCUCACUGGACAAGGCAGGAGUUGACUUGCUGAUGAAAUACAUCUACAGAGGCUUUGAGAAACCCACUGACAACAGCAGCGCCGUACUGCUGCAGUGGCAUGAAAAGGCUCUGGCAGUGGGAGGAGUGGGCUCUAUCGUCAGGGUCCUGACUGCCAGGAAGACGGUCUGAUCCUCUAAGAAGCUGCAGUCCAGCUGUCAACAGAUGUUAGUCAGUCACCAAUGCUGAUUUUCUGUUCCUGGACUUUUCUUUUUGUACUGGAGCCGAGUGUCUUCCUGAUGCAGUUCUUUCCUCUGUUUGCUGCAUUCACUGCAUUCAGUCACACCUCUGGGAUGAAGCAGUGCUGGCAGUCAGGCAGGGAGGUGCUGGCACCUCAGACUGUCUGCGUUUGCCAGCCACGCAGAGAGACGCUUCCCUCAGACACAAAGCAGCUCCUUGCUCCUUUAGACUGCUUCUCACUGCAACAUCUCUCCUCUUCUAUGCUACAGCUAUCUUCCUCUUCCUCCUCUUCCUCCUCCUCUUCGCUGGAGCUUCUGAGUCAUCCAGGUUGGAAAUGAAAAAGAUGGGUGAACUGUCAUUGAGUGGUGUUUCCUUGCCUUUUUCCCGGUGCAUGCUGGGACUGGAUUUAUUUUUACCCCAAUCAUUCUUCCUGAACAUGCUCGUUCAGAAUAUUUUUUUCUACUUACACCAAAACCUCAUUGACUCAUGUAGCCUGACAUCCAGGUUGUACUGCUUAUAUUGAUUUUUCUAUCUGAAACGAAAAAAGAAAAAUAAAGUGCUGAAUAAAAGCUAACUGAUAA
Molecule: messenger RNA, 1217 nt
Organism: Mugil cephalus (flathead mullet)
Lineage: Eukaryota; Metazoa; Chordata; Actinopteri; Mugiliformes; Mugilidae
Product: actin-related protein 2/3 complex subunit 5-like
Exons: 4
Coding region: 136-588 (150 amino acids)
Biological process (GO): regulation of actin filament polymerization; Arp2/3 complex-mediated actin nucleation; cell migration
Cellular component (GO): Arp2/3 protein complex; cytoplasm; actin cytoskeleton
Molecular function (GO): actin filament binding
Source: RefSeq, a predicted model, not a curated record